AUGGACCUGCCUGUAGAAGAGUGGCAGUCCCACAUCCACAGAAGGUGGCUGCGGCUCCAGCCGUCUGUCCAGACAUCAUUCUCUAGAACAGACGCAGAUGCCCUAUGGGAGAUUGUGCUGCAUUGCUCUGCGCUACUCCAACCUGAAGAUGAGGAACUUCUACAAAGACUUGCCGAAGGUUACUCAGUGGAGAAGGAUCCAAACGCCUACCUAUUUUAUAAAGAAGAAGGAAACAGAGAAUUCCAGAAGAAGGCCUACAAGGCUGCAGCCAUCCUCUACUCAAAGGGAACAUGCCAUGCUAAACCGAACACUCAGGAAAUGUCAUUGUGCUUUGCCAACCGCUCUGCAGCCUUCUUCCAUCUGGCUCAGUAUGAGACUUGUCUUGAAGACAUCGGGAGAGCCCAGAUGCAUGGGUACCCAGAAGGGUUACAGCCCAAGUUGAUGCUGCGCAAGGCCGAAUGCCUCGUGGCCCUGGGCAGGCGGCAAGAGGCAGCCCUGGCCCUCCGUGCCCUGGAGCAGAACAUCUCAGCCCAUCAGGCCGGUGCUGGGGCCCCGCAUCUCCAGGCCCUGCAGAGGAGGCUCAGCCACCUGAGAACCAGAGUGCAGGAGGACCAGGACCCUGCACGAGCUCAUCCCAUCAGUCUAGCACAGACCUCAAAGGAGGCCGGUCUGAAGGCCAAAAACAGCUGGAUUCCCAACGCGUCCUCCUCUGUGAGCUUGUGCAGUGACCCUUCCAGAGGACGCUAUCUGGUUGCCACAGAGGACAUUCUUCCAGGUGAACUCCUAGUGAAAGAGGAGGCUUUCGUGAGUGUCCUCAAUCCCGGAGAGACAUCAUGGCUGCGGCCUGGCCCAGGGGCCAAGUGGGACAGUAGAGCCGCCGCCGGGGACGUCCACUGUCACCGGUGUUUGAAGCCCGUGUGGGCUACGAUUCCCUGUCAGGAAUGCAGCUAUGCCAGGUACUGCAGCCAGCAGUGUAUGCAGCAGGCCUGGGAGCGCUAUCACAGGACCGAGUGUCCCCUGGGGGGGACGCUGCUCGCCCUGGGAGUCUUUUGCCACGUGGCCCUGAGGACAGUCCUCCUGGCUGGAUUGGAGGUCGUUGGCAAACUUGUAAAGCCCUUUCAGGGAACAGUAAACUCCCAAGGCCGGACUCCAAUGGAAACACCAGAUGCACCGGCCAUUCUCAGGGGGGACCAAACUAGCAGUUUGUCCAGGAUGCCAAUCCCAGGAUGUGACAGGGAUGGCACUUACCAGAGUGCUUACUAUGCCCUCUUCCACCUCUUGCCCCACACCGAGAAGCACAGCCCAGAGCACAAGUUCCUCUGUGGCCUGAGCAUCCUGGCCUUGUGCAAGAAGCUGGGAGAAGCCACGCAGCCUUCGCCCCAGACAGCUCAGGGGCCCUGUGAGCCGGAGGCAGAGGCAUCAGGGCUGAGCGCCUGGGCAGUGGCCAUGCUGAGGCAUGUGCUUCAGCUGCACUGCAAUGCCCAGGGAGUGACUGCUCUCCAAGAGGCGGGAUCUGAAGGGGACCUCAUUACAGAGCGCAGGCAGGUCCGCCUCGCCACAGGCUUCUUCCCUGUCAUCAGCCUGCUGAACCACUCGUGCCGCCCCAACACCAGCCUGUCCUUCAGGGGCUCAGUGGGCAUCAUCCAGGCAUCACGGCUCAUUGCACAAGGGGAAGAGAUCCUCCAUUGUUAUGGGCCUCAUGAGUGCCGCAUGGAUGUCACUACAAGGCAGCAGAAGCUGAGAUCUCAGUAUUUCUUUGACUGCCACUGCCAGGCCUGUCAGAAUGAGGAGGUGUGCCCAGCUAGCACGGCACCAAAGCCAGGCCGGUUCCGUUGUCCCUCGUGCAAGGCAGCUCUGCAGGGAGACGACAUCCUGUGCUGUGACAACAGAGCCUGCACAGCCUCUGUGAGCAGGGCUCAGCUGGAGCACCAGGUACAAGACCUUCGGCAGCGGGUGAAGGCAGCCCUGGAGCUGCUCAGAGAUGACAGAUCGGCUCAAGCUGUCCGGCUUUUGUUGGGGUGCCAGCAAGAUGCUGAGAACUUCUUGUCCUCAGAGCACAUAUUGAUGGGAGAGAUUGAGGACCACUUGGCCCAGGCAUAUGCCAGCCUCGGGGACUGGCCCAGGUCUGCAACCCACCUGCAAAACAGCCUCCUGGCGGUAGAGGCCCGGCACGGACCAGCCAGUGUGGAGAUGGGCCAUGAGCUCUUCAAGUUGGCCCAGGUCCUUUUCAACGGGUUUGCAGUCUCCAAAGCCUUGCAUGCGAUAGAGAAGGCGGAGAAGGUUCUGUCCAUUCACUACGACCCCGAAAAUGAGCAGAUGCAGGAGCUGCAGCAGAUGAAAGCGUGCUUGCUGGAGCUGCCGGGCCUCCCCGUGGGGCCCGCACACGGGCUCGUGGGAAAGUGAGGCUGGCCAUGGCCAGAGAGGCCCUGGGCACCCUCACACCAAUUGUCUGUCGAGUUGCCGGUGAGCUGCCGCUGGCGAGUGACCUGGAGCCGUGGCCAGCCGCGAAAGCCUCUGCGCCCCCCAACCUAGCAGCCCCCGACUGGCGAGUGCCCCCAGGGGUUAGAGGUGGAGACUUGUACACCAAGCAAGGUGUCGGUGGCAGACACUGGAAAUCGGUGGGUAUCUGUCAGCUGGAAAAUGGCUGACAAUUAUCUGUGACUAAGGGAGUCAUAGUAUUGCACUGUAAAAAAUGUCGGAUGGAAAGAAUGCCUGGAAACUUGAGGAGGCUUCCAUGGAUUGAUGCAGAGUGAAUUAAGCAAUCUGAGGGAAGUUUACCCCCCGACCAUUAUAAUGUAAAAGAAAACUGCAGCGAAGGACAUCAGGGACCAGGCCCAGCUCCCAAGGACUGAGAGUCAAGCUGACCUCCCUCCACUUGAUGAAGAGGUGGUGAACCAUGGAUACAGAAUGAAGCGUAUGUUGUCAGGGGAUACGGUAGAUUAAUUGUAUUUCUCUGUUACAAGUCGAAAUAAGUCCAGUAUUAGGAAAUAGCAGUUGUUUCUUUCUGUCUUUUUUUAAACAUCAGCAAACCUUCGAAAAAGAAACAAUAGGUGUCCUACAGGAAAAUCCCAUGCCUGGUGUGUGAUACGGGGCAAAGGCAGGGGAGCAUUACUCCCAAGAUACCCCUUUGGGAAAGAUGGGCUUUCAAAGACUGCAUUGUUCAGAGUGCUGUUCCCUGAAAUGAGAGAAUGGCCCAGACUGAAAACUGGCCCCCUCCGAUGACUAAAAUGGGCAUCUAGAGACACCGCGUUCCAUUGGAAGGAGCUGGACUUUCCUGAGGAAUCUGAGUCUGGGCCUCGGGACUCAUGGCCAGGGUCCAGCCCACUAAAUUGUUAAGAGGCAGCUUCAGUGGAACACGCCCGUUGUUCCCAGUGGUUACACGAUGCCGUGGACACCGCAGAGGGGAUUGAACUAAUGGCAAUAGUCAUUAAGAACAAAAAGAUCAUUAUAGGAAAUGAUGGCGUUGAUGUGGUUUCUUCCCUCUAAGAAGUACGUUGGGCUUCCCAGAUGGGAUCGCAUUCCCCUGGGGGUCGGAGUGUUCAUGGGAUGGGCUCUUGAGCAGCUCCAGAUUUGGCUGGAGCCAUUUUUGCAGUUUUCUUUCCCUUUAGUUUCC
Gracilinanus agilis (Agile Gracile Mouse Opossum) is the source of this 3613-nucleotide messenger RNA. RefSeq names its product SET and MYND domain containing 4 (gene SMYD4). Gene Ontology annotation, molecular function: protein binding. The coding region runs from base 1 to 2403 and encodes 800 amino acids. The record is from RefSeq and is a predicted model, not a curated record. The transcript is spliced from 10 exons. NCBI's taxonomy places the organism in Eukaryota, Metazoa, Chordata, Mammalia, Didelphimorphia, Didelphidae.